CUGCCUUAUAAGUUAUAACCAUAAAAAGUGGAGUAUACAUUUAAUUAUUUGGUACCUUCCUUAACUCCCAAGCACUCUCUGGUCUCUACGGCUCUACCCCUCCUCCCCCAAGACACACACAAUUAAAGAAGAGAGAAGUUUGAAUUGCUUUAGUUAGGUAGUUGCAAGCCGACUGAUCUGUGAAUUACUUGAAAAUAUCGCGCGAGCAAAGGAGAUAAAUAGAUGAGGAAGGUGGCGUGGGGCAUCAUGAUGACGGUGGUUCUUGCAACAGCAACGGUGGUUGCCGGAGGAGCGGGGUGGAGAGGGGUGAAAGCAGAUGAGCAUCAUGUGGUGGGAGGGGACAGAGGAUGGGAAGUGUCAAAUGACAUUGCUUCUUGGUCAUCUGGCAGAACCUUCACUGUUGGUGACUUUGUGUGGUUUACAUACUCUGCAGCAGAGGAGAGUAUCGUCGAGUUGGGAGGUUUGGAGGAGUACAUUUCAUGCGAUCUGAGUAACCCCAUCAGAAUGUAUACGGACGGCUUAGAUCAAAUCCGUCUGGAGGGAGAGGGAACCCGAUACUUCACAAGUGGGAAAUUGGAGAGCUGUAAAAAUGGCCUCAAGUUACCGGUCACUGUCCAAUCUCGAGAGAAGAGACACACUCAGAGAGAUGAUGCAAAUAGUCCUCCAUUGCUCCUCAGCGCAGAUGGCCCGGCUGCACCAUCUUCAUCAACACGUUUGAAUGGACUCUUGCCGAGUUUGCUCAUUGGCCUUUUUCUUUUUGUCAUAUAUCUCUAGCAAGUUUAUAUCUAAGAUUUCAAUGAACAUUCACGGUGUCCAUCUCAACAAUUUUAAAAUUAUUACCUCAUUAAAAACAAUGAAUGAUUUGAUUUUUUUACUUGUUUCCCAUAGUUGCAUUUGGUUAUGCACUUGUGCCAAUGCACUCUGUCGUGUAAUGAACUUUUUAUUCUUAUUGAUAAGCCUUCCUGGAG
Molecule: messenger RNA, 968 nt
Organism: Cuscuta europaea
Lineage: Eukaryota; Viridiplantae; Streptophyta; Magnoliopsida; Solanales; Convolvulaceae
Source: the annotation of a GenBank genome assembly